Colletotrichum navitas is the source of this 312-nucleotide messenger RNA. RefSeq lists its product as uncharacterized. The record is from RefSeq and is a predicted model, not a curated record. Bases 1 to 312 code for a protein of 103 amino acids. Lineage: Eukaryota; Fungi; Ascomycota; Sordariomycetes; Glomerellales; Glomerellaceae. The transcript is spliced from 3 exons.
AUGAGAGGCAGUGUUAUCUCUUUGAUAGUGGCUCUGGCCGGCGUGCUCGUUACUGCCAACCCUACGCCGGAUGCAGGUCGGUGCAGGCCGCGUCCAGUGUUCUGGCAGCACUGUUACUUCCUGCACAUGCAGCAAAUGGAAGAAAUGAAACGAGCCGAAGAUAGGUUCAUUUGUUCGCACUGUGAAGACCCAGUCCAAAGAUACUGUGGCAAGUACUCCAAGGGACAAGGUGAUGGCAACGCGUUGCAUCGAUUUAACAGUUGGAGUGUGCACUCCGGUACCCAUUAUUCCUGUAUUUAUUACCGUCAAUGA